UAUCUCAUCAUCAUCACACUUAAGAACAAAAUCAAAACACAUACAGUGAUGGAAGAUCAUCAAAACUUGCUAGUAUCCUCAUCUUCAUCUUCAUCAAUGCUGGAACUAGAUGUAGAAAAUGGACAUUAUUAUUAUCCAACCUUCUCCUCCACUCCUUCCUCCUCUCAUCACCUUGAACUGAAACAUCUUCUUGAAACCCAUCCUUGUUGGUGCUAUGUCAUUUUCUGGCGCUCACUUAACACUGUACCACCUUCUUCUUCUUCUGAGCUUGUCUUGACAUGGGCCGACGGUCAUUUCAGAUCUUCAUCAUCUGCAGCUGAUGAUAAGAAGGUGGUGCAGGGAAAGAGAUCAGAUAGCCGAGAAUUGUAUGCGCUUUUCGACAUGGAGAGCAGUGAUGUAGACGGUAAUGACCCAGAAUGGUUUUACCUUAACUCUAUUUCCCGUAGUCUUCCUGCAGGAGGAGCUGCUGCCAAGGCUUUUAUAUCUGGGAAUUAUGUCUGGCUUGAUGGCUACCAGGAACUGGGGAGAUUCGAGUGCGAAAGAGCACGAGAAGCUUUGAUCCACGGCAUCCGCACUAUGAUUUGUUUUCCGACUGCUCAUGGGGUGGUUGAGAUGGGCUCUAGUGUUCGCAUCAACCACGACUUGGUCCUGGUGGAGAAAAUCAAGUCACUGAUUGGUUCAUCUUCAUCAUCUAUUAGUACUGGGGAGCUUGAGAGAUCUGCAAGACUAGGAUCUGUGCAAGAGCAGCAGGACAAAGGCCUGUUCCGAGACAUGUGCAAGAAUGUCAAAGAGUUUGAUGAUUAUGAUGUUGAGAAAUUUCCAAAGUUCGAGAUUGUGAACUUUGCCAACACAAACGACAGGAAUGACACUGCGAAAAUUCAGAAAGUUGGAAAGAAAAGAGGAAGAAAGCCGAGCGUUGGGAAGGACAGACCGAUCAACCACGUGGAGGCCGAGAGGCAGCGAAGGGAGAAGCUUAACAGCAAAUUUUAUGCGCUCAGGGCGGUGGUACCACACGUGUCGAAAAUGGACAAGGCGUCCCUUCUUGGGGACGCAGUUAGCUACAUAAAUAAUCUCAGAACAAAAGUGGAGGAACUAGAAUCCCAAGUCUUGAUGUCCCCGAAGAAUCAUCCUCCUCCUCCGCCUCCUCCGCAGCAUCUCAAUGCUAGUAGCACAAGCACCGGUACUGUGAGUGACUUUGAAGAAGCAACUGCAAUCAGUACUGAUGAUGAUGAAGUGGAGGUUAGAUUGGUAGGCACAGACGCGAUGAUCCGGGUACGAUGCAAAAACACUAAUCAUCCGGGUGCAAAACUGAUGGAUGCAUUGAGGCAGCUGGAACUGCAAGUAAACCACGCCAGCAUGUCUAGCUUUGACCACUUGAUGCUCAUUGAUGUUGUGAUUAAAGUUCCCUCCAGGGGCUGUCUGCAAACCGAAGAUGCACUCAGACGAGCCAUUCUUUCUUCAUUUUCAACCAGCACCUAGCCAAAUUACUUCAUUAAGUGCAGCCGUAUUAGCCGACUAUCGGGAUCUUGUAAUCAAUAUUUGACAUAACUUCGUUAGUCCGCAAAGUAGUAGCCAGUGUUCCGACGAUACCGUAAUUGUCGAGCCAAGUACUUGUAAAUGCUAAUAUAGAUGUGAAUUCCAGUUUAUGAAUACA
Molecule: messenger RNA, 1654 nt
Organism: Daucus carota subsp. sativus
Lineage: Eukaryota; Viridiplantae; Streptophyta; Magnoliopsida; Apiales; Apiaceae
Product: transcription factor MYC2
Exons: 1
Coding region: 49-1479 (476 amino acids)
Biological process (GO): regulation of DNA-templated transcription
Cellular component (GO): nucleus
Molecular function (GO): transcription cis-regulatory region binding; protein dimerization activity; DNA-binding transcription factor activity
Source: RefSeq, a predicted model, not a curated record